Messenger RNA from Oncorhynchus tshawytscha (Chinook salmon), 2359 nucleotides. RefSeq names its product zinc finger protein 34-like. The coding region runs from base 769 to 2289 and encodes 506 amino acids. Gene Ontology annotation, biological process: regulation of transcription by RNA polymerase II. The transcript is spliced from 3 exons. Gene Ontology annotation, molecular function: DNA-binding transcription factor activity; RNA polymerase II cis-regulatory region sequence-specific DNA binding. The record is from RefSeq and is a predicted model, not a curated record. Lineage: Eukaryota; Metazoa; Chordata; Actinopteri; Salmoniformes; Salmonidae.
UGGGAAGGGCUCAUAAGCAAGCAUUUCACGGUGAAGUCUACACCUGUUAUAUUCGGCGCAUGUGACAAAGAAACAUUUAUUUGAUUUACAAGGACAAAGGUGUUGUAAUUGUGGUGGGGAUCAUGAUCCAGAGUUCCUGGAGUGCCCUGUAAGGGUGAAGGAGAUUGACUGCUAACUUUUGACACCUCAAUCAAAUUUCCUAUGCGAUUUAAAGAGGUGAGAAAACAAGCGACUCUUACGAAGAUAUUGUAGUGGAUGCACCACAGCCUGUAGUACAAUUUUGCUGCCAGGUGGUGUUCAUUGCCAGUUCAAAACUGUACGGCUCAAGUGUCAAAGAAACUGGACAUUAUUGUGGCUGCAGCAGAAAAGUAGUUUGGACUUCUGAUCAUUUUGAGCCUGUGUAGGGGUCAGAUCUGUUUUACUUUUAACAGAAAAGUAGUUUGAUUUAGUUUAUUUAUUUUGGUCGUUUGUAUGAAUAUAUCCUGUUUCCAUCCUACUCAGUAGGUGGCGACAUGCACACUAAAUUGUGUUAAAGCCAAUAUACCAUUGAAGAAGAAGAAGUAGUAAACGGAAGUAAACGUUGACCAAGAACACUUUUCACGUUAGCGUUUUUGGUGUUGUUAUUUAGACCUUUAUUAACACCAUGGAACUUAAAAUAUGACCAAUUGAACUGCACAUCAUCACAUACUUACCACAGGUAGUCGUUAAUUCGCGUUGGAGACAGGGCUUGGUUGAUGAUAUCUAGCUAGGUGGUAACGUUAACUAACAAUGGCCAAUUGUGUGGGUUUUCACACUCAGAUAGCCUCCAUCAUGGAGGUUCUAGCGAAUGCAGCCGUGGCAGAGAUCUGUAAACUCGUAGACGACGACUAUGCAGUGUUUCGUCUGGAAGUAACUCAAAGCCAGAAAGAAAACAGGGGAUUGCGGAGGAAACUACAGUUACUGGAACUGAAGGUGGCACGGGAGCGCGCAGAGAGGACAACGCGAGAGCGCGUCCUCGCCAGUCGUCCCAGUAGUGUCAAGAUCCUCGACCGAUACAGAGGAAUGGCAAGAGGUGAAGGACAUCUCACUGGAAGCCACAAGAGCUUUGUGAAGCCAGCGGGACACAAUACAUUGAGAGAUGACCAACCAAUUACUGUUGAUGAGGGGAGUGGAACCUCAACCCAGCACGUUAUUGUGAUAGAGGCUGCAGGUCCUGGGGUCAAGCAGGAGAGGACUAAAGGAGAGAAGGAGCCACGGCACAGCAGAGACAUCCAGACUAGAGAGCCCCCUGUAGCCGUGGAGGACCCCACCUCCGCCCCAGCGCCAUGUAGGACCCGACCCAGCAUCACCGAGGUCAGUGGAACGCCGAACAUCGUCCUCAAGUCAGAUACAGACACAGAGACUUUAACUGCAACACACAGGCUCUUACACACAGGAUCUGACCACAGACCAGACCCAGAGAGACUGGGGCUCGGGCCACUGGGCUGUCCUCCUGCUCCUGGUUCAGAGUACUUACCCGUAUUUCACCAGAGCCAAAGAACGGUUCAUUCCCGUGGAGAUUGUGAUGGUGACACGUUAGACACUGGUGGGGAUGUUCCGUCUUGUUCUUACGCAACAGAGAUGGACCCUGACAACAUGCCCUUGGGUUUAGACACACAGGCUGAUCUGUCCAGAGGGGACUGGAACCAUUACAGUAGUAGUGGAUUCUCUGAAGGGUGCCUAAAUAAGAAAGGGGGGGUUAUAGUCAUAGAUGAAGUGACUGUGAAAGUGGAGGGUGACUCUCCUCUGACCUUGAAUGCAGACGAGACUCACUUAGGGGAAGGACACUCACAAGGCAGAGAUUUCUUAGAUUACAGGGAAAGCUUAGAGACAAAUCCAAACGUCGCAACCCACUCCCCUUUACACACGCUCAGGGAUCGGGACCCAGUGUCUACGUUGAUGGGGCCUUCUGAUUCACAGGGCUGCAUCCUUUUUGAUCAGGUAUUGAACUCAAAGGACCAAAGGGCCAAUGGGAGGGGAGGGGGAGCAACAUCAGGCAGUAGUAAAGAGAAACGGUUCCUCUGCAUGUUCUGUAACAAAGGCUUCAGCUGCCUCCAGAAGGUGGAGAUCCACCAGAGGGUCCACACAGGGGUGAAACCCUUCAGCUGUACCCAGUGUCACAUGCGUUUUGCUGAGGCUGGCAAUCUGAAGAGGCACCAGAGGGUCCACACAGGGGAGAAACCCUUCAGCUGUACCCAGUGUCAUAUGCGCUUCUCCCACUCGUCCAGCAUGAAGAGGCACCGGAGGGUCCACACAGGGGAGAAAUAUUAAAGCUGCCCCGAGUGUGAGAAGAGGUUUUUCCAUCAGAACUAGCUGAAGAUGCACAUUUAGGUCCACAUGG